This is a messenger RNA of Pipistrellus nathusii (Nathusius's pipistrelle), 237 nucleotides long. The record is from the annotation of a GenBank genome assembly. Lineage: Eukaryota; Metazoa; Chordata; Mammalia; Chiroptera; Vespertilionidae.
AUGGCGGCGCCCACCAUGAGGGAGCGGCAGGCGUGCUGGGGCGCCCGGGACGAGUACUGGCGGUGCCUGGACGAGCACGAGGGGGACGCCGGCCGCUGCCAGACGCUGCGACGCGCCUUCGAGGCCAGCUGCCCCCAGCAGUGGAUAAAAUAUUUUGAUAAAAGAAGAGACUACUUAAAAUUUAAAGAAAAAUUUGAAGCCGGACAGUUCCAGCCUUCAACCACCGCCAAGUCGUAG